GACAGGAAAAAGCGUGUGAAAUCUGCUCAAAACCUUUGACUAUAUCACCCCCUACAAUUUUCUUCACAUUUUCACCAAAAUUAAAAUCCCUUUCAUCAUUUAUAAAAACACACCCCACAAAAAACACACCCCACAAAAAAAAACACACACACACACACCAAAAAAAAAAAAAAAACAUUUCAUCAAAAUCCCAAAAAACCAAAAAAAAUGUAUUCCCACAUCUUAAACUUAAUAACCCUUUUAAUCAUCUUGAUCAAUCUAUCUCUAAUCCCACCCGCCGUAACUUCCGAUCCACGUGUCACCACCGCCAGCAACGUCACCUGCGGCACCGGCAGUCCGACCACCCCAACUUACAUCCCAACUUUUGUUCAAGCCAUGGAACAGCUGUCGAGCAAUCUCAACAAUUCCAACAACAAUUUCGCAACAACAAAUAUAACAAAUAUUCCAUCAUCAAAUAACUCAACUUUUAGUUUUUAUGCAUUAGUCCAAUGUCACGAAGAUCUUUCUCGUACGGAUUGUCUUGUUUGUUACGCCGUCAGCCGUACGGCCGUACCGGCGUGUUUACCUCGUACUUCUGGAAGGAUUUUUUUAGAUGGGUGUUUUGUAAGGUACGAUAAUCAUAGUUUUUUUCAAGAAGCUGUUGACCCAAAUACGGAUACGAAAAAUUGUAGUUCGAAUUUAAGGAGUGAUAAUGAUUGGAGUGAUUUUAGAGGGGGGUUUAAUGAAUUUAAUCAAAGUGUAAGGGGGUUGGUUGAAAAUAUGACGGAAGUGGCUUUGAAUAAUAGUGGGUUUAGUGUGAUGGAACUUGGUGGGGUGUACGGAUUGGCUCAAUGUUGGGAGAGUUUAAGUAAUGAUGGGUGUAGGACUUGUUUGGAAAAAGCUAAAAAUGAAGUCAAAACUUGUGUCCCAAGUAGAGAUGGAAGGGCUAUGAAUGCUGGUUGUUUUUUGAGAUAUUCUACACAGAAGUUUUAUCAUAAUGAUGAUGAAGGAGGUGGGGGUAGUUCAGCGAUUUCUAGUCCAGGAGCCAAAGUAGCUGUUGUCUUGGCUUCAGUUGCCUUCCUUAUGAUCUCAUCCUUUGCUGGUUAUGCAGCAUAUAUAAGAAUUUCUAAGCGCCGAGAAGAAAAGAAAAACAUGGGUCAACUUUCUAAUUCGUUUAACAAGUCUGGAUUGAAGUACAAGUAUGAAACACUGGAGAAAGCAACAAACUACUUUGAUAUCUCGAAUAAAUUAGGCCAAGGAGGAGCAGGGUCUGUCUACAAAGGAACUCUUCCUAAUGGAGAUGUUGUAGCUGUGAAAAGAUUGUUUUUCAAUACAAGACAGUGGGUCGAUGAAUUCUUUAAUGAAGUCAAUCUGAUAAGUGCAAUUGAACACAAGAACCUUAUCAAGCUUUUGGCUUGUAGUAUCGAAGGGCCAGAAAGUCUGUUGGUCUAUGAGUAUGUUCCAAACAAGAGCCUUGAUCAUUUCCUUUUCGACAAGGAUAAAGUACAAGUUCUCAGUUGGAAGCAAAGGAUGGGGGUGAUCCUUGGGACAGCUGAAGGUCUAGCAUAUCUUCAUGGAGGGUGUCAUGUAAGAAUCAUCCAUCGGGACAUCAAGAGCAGCAACAUUCUUCUUGACAAAGAUUUUAAUCCAAAGAUUGCGGAUUUUGGGCUCGUCAGGACUUUUGGGGCUGAUCGGAGUCAUCUUACCACUGGCAUUGCUGGAACUUUGGGAUAUAUGGCACCUGAAUACAUAGUUCGCGGACAACUAACUGAAAAAGCGGAUGUUUUCAGUUUUGGAGUUGUGGUUCUUGAGAUUGCGUGUGGCAAAAGAAAUAACGCCUUUGUAGAAGAUGCCGGCUCCCUUUUGCAAACAGUAUGGAAGUUAUAUAAAGAAGGCGUUGUAGCUGAAGCAAUUGAUCCUUUACUCAAUGGUGAUUUUCCCGAGCAAGAAGCGUUAGAAGUGCUUCAAAUCGGGCUUAUGUGCACACAAGCAUCUGCAGCUUUAAGGCCAUCAAUGGAGGAGGUGGUUGUGUUUUUGACCACAAAGAGUGGAGACAGGCAAAUCCCAGUCCCUCAUCAACCCCCAUUUUUAAAUGCUCGGGCUCUUAUGUCUCAAGGGCUAACCAAUAGCUCGAAUUCUAGCCCAUUGACCAAGAUGGGCCAGUCGUACACAACAUCACAGUCGUCCACGACACCAAGUUCAGAAUGGCCCUUAAGAAUUGACGAACUGAGCUCGGGUUAGCUCCUUUUUUCGGUCUACAAGAUUAGUGUUUAUCAUGAAUAUAGAGGACAUCUUGUUAUGGAUGAUGGGGGAGGAUUUGUGCAUAAUUAUACAACUUUAGCUUCACAUUUUCUUGGUUUAUUUAUUUUUUCUUAUGGUUUUUUUUGGAGAAAUAUUUAGUAUUAUUAGUUAUUAAUUGUAAAUUUGAGAGAAAUUUUGUGAAUUUGUUAAGAACAAAAUUAGAAGAUUUAUUUGUUGUGGUGAUGGUGGUGGCAAAGUUAAGCAAAUCAAGCUUGACCAACAGAUUAAUAACUAAAUUUUAGCUUGUUAGUA
This is a messenger RNA of Erigeron canadensis, 2532 nucleotides long. RefSeq names its product cysteine-rich receptor-like protein kinase 42. The record is from RefSeq and is a predicted model, not a curated record. Gene Ontology annotation, molecular function: ATP binding; protein kinase activity. Gene Ontology annotation, biological process: protein phosphorylation. The transcript is spliced from 6 exons. Bases 208 to 2220 code for a protein of 670 amino acids. Lineage: Eukaryota; Viridiplantae; Streptophyta; Magnoliopsida; Asterales; Asteraceae.